Pocillopora meandrina is the source of this 3608-nucleotide messenger RNA. Lineage: Eukaryota; Metazoa; Cnidaria; Anthozoa; Scleractinia; Pocilloporidae. The record is from the annotation of a GenBank genome assembly.
AUGGCGGAGGAUACGCGGGUAUAAAACCAUGCGUUUGUUCGCCAUCUCAUAGCAAUUAGUGCUGUAACUGAACAUUUUUUUUUCUCUUCAGGUUAUUUGCCUAAAUCUCUGCAUUGCCGUACCCUUGUUUUUUGUGGCAUAUUACAUGGUAGCUUCGUUGCUAAGUGGAGCAUUCAAGUAAGUGACCGUUUGUAAACAGCUGUGACUGUUGUAAAUUAACACUUUCCCUCGCAUUUCUCACGCUUUAUUUAUCGCUGUUGCCUUUAGACUGGACAACUGGUGUUUCUGUAAGAUUUUGAAUUAGUCCAGACUCCAAAAAAUUACGAUUUACUAGAACUGAUUUCUCGUUGGCGUUCAAUUAGGGUCCAGUUUUGACUGUUUACGUUCACCUCGGGUGUCGUCGCUAUGUGAAGGUCACUUCUUACUUCCUCUUGAAAAUAGUUUAAACGAUUAAUGGGUCAAUCGACACAUUUUUAUGGAAAAAAUUUCUCUGUACCACAGAAUUAGUGACUUCGAUGGCAAGAUGCCCUUUGAUUUCCAGAACUGUUGCAAUAUUAAAGAUGACAAAGAUGUUGGUGAGUGGAGUAGUUUAUUUUUUUCCUUUAAAUUCCCAAUUUUAAAUUUUGAAUAGCAAACACAGCAACAAGUUAUCUUCAUUUGUGUAAUGGUAUGAAUAUCCUGGGCAGUGCAGUUUCUAGUCUUCAUUUUCUGCAGUAUUUUGUAGAAAGGUUUGUCAAAAUUUUCCCUCUUCGAGUUAAAAAUAAAUUGUAAUCUACCUUGUGUCUUCGUUCUUCAGGCUCCAGUUGUUCAAAGGUUGGAUAGGGCUAUCCACUGGAUAAAACUCUAUCUGGUGGAUAAUGCUAUAUGUUUUGCAAUCACUUAUCUGCUGGAUAGUGAUUUAUCCGUUUGAUAGCAUUAUCUACCCUUAUACAACUGGGCCCAGGCAUUUAAAGCUUACAUUUGAUCUUUUGUCUUUUCAGCAACUCUGCUCUCUUUGUUACUGACAUACACCCUCACUGCAUUAAUCUUUAUCAUCUUCUUGAGAAAGAGAAUUUGGGAUUAUGCCAUUACAAUAGGAUUUGUUCAUCUUAUAUUGUCCUGUGCUGGUAAGAAUUGUUUCUAUAAAGAGGGUUUAGACACUGAUGAGAGUGAUUUCAUAGAAAACGAAUGCAUGCAUUUGAUUAAGAUUGAAAAAUAAAUUAAAAUUUUGCAUAAGGCAAAGCUGAGAAGGACAUGAAGAAUUUGGAUCUUAUUUAUGAGCCAACAAGUACAUUUAUUGGUAGGUCAAUUGCAAAAAAGAAGUCCUAAACAUUUGAAAAUCCAAAGGUAGUGCUUUCCAUUGGAUGUAGAUAUCAUAAUGGUUAACAAAAAAACAACAAAACAGUGACAAUGGUAAAGAUUUGAAAUUUUUUUUUUGUCCCAACAGUCAGUAAUGAAAUUGAUACAAGCUUUCAAAGAAAGUGUUGUAUGCUAGAUAUGCAUACUAGAUAUAUCAAGCUAUUGUGAAGUACAAUUAACUAUUCAAAUCUCAUAACAUAUCAGGAUGGGAAAGGUCAUGGAUUAUACUCCUAGCCAUGAACACACUUUAAUGCAAUUCAGAAUCUCAUACAAUUCAUGAGGCUUGAUUUCUAAAAUUUAGGAAAUUAAAUUGAAUAUGCAAGUAACAUUUGUAAAUGUAUCGAAUGAACCAUGAUUUAGUUGGACAGUUAGAUAUACAUUUUCUUUGUUAAGAUGAUUAUUAUUGAUUUCAGUCAUGCAGGCUUUCCCGACAAAUUGGGAAUGGUGGAUCGCCUUUUGUAAGUUUGAAAUAAUAACUGAGGCAUUUUAUACUUCAUAGGCUUUUUUAGUUAACAUGGUACAGGGAUAGUGACAAAAAUAAAGGGAAUUGUGGAGUUAUUAAUGUAUUACAAGAAAUUAUUGAUGGUAGCUGGUUUCUCAAAAGAGGUUGAUUGACCACAAGAUAAAUCUAAUGAUUGAAUAACUUUUCCUCUUUAAAACUACUGUGUUACCUGCAAGCAUGAGUAUUCAUAGAGAAAGAUUUUUUCAUCUUGUCAUGAGUAUGAGGCAAAGAAAACAAUAUGAGUUCCCAUGAUGAAUCAAACCUCAGACUUUACCACUGGGUCACAGAGGUUAAAGAGGUUCAUAUGUGAUAACUGUUCAGCAGACUAUCAGGAUCAACAAUGUUGAAAGCACCAGUUUUGUAAAUAGAGUUAAAGAUGGUAGAAUUUAGCUAAUGCUAAUUUGCAGCUACUUAAAAGACCAAAAAUUAUAGAAUGGAAAGUAAAUGAUAUUGAGUAACUUAUAAUUAUCACACAGCAAGUUCAUACAUUAUAAGAUGUUUAAUGUAACCCUUAUGUGUAUUGCAGUGUCUUCUGUGCUGUUCAUGGCUUUAUUUGGUGAAGUAGCUGUCAGAUGUUUCCUGAAAAAGAAAACACAGUCAGCAAGUAUCAGUCCUCAAGAAAAUGUGAUCACAUAAUAGUCCUAUAAACUGUUAAAUGUUUAAAGAUAAUUUAUUGUAGAGUUAAAUAACAUACCUUGACAAGGCAGUGAAUAUUUUUAUAGGAAGUUGAAAAGUGCUACAUUUUAUAACAAUGAAGAAGUAGCUAUUUGUAUAUAGGACCACUUUUGACAAGCUUUUAAUAAAAGGAACUAUGUUUACUUUAUGUCUUAACUUAACUUACAAUCAGUAAUAACAAGGUGACAUGGCUUGGUUGUAUUUUAGUUGUCACUGACCUCUAUUGUACUACUGCUGAGUGAUUUCAUUGUUCAGAGAACUGUUGUAUUCAGAAAAUUUGUUUUGUUACAUAAAGAUAAUAGAUUAGGAACAGGGCAUUAGGUUGAGAUUGAAAAUUAUUGCAAAGAAGCUUCGUGAACCAUUUGUAAGGGAAAUCUUGUAUCAGAAAAUAUCAGUACUUCUCACACAAAGAGGUUUGGUUUCAGCCCUUCUUAUAAAGGUUGCCUCAAAAGUACCAGUAGCUUCUGUGGUUCAUUACACCAUAUGCCUCUCAUGUUUUUUGUUGCAAGAAGUGACUAGUGGUUAUGACGAUUAGUUUCAAGGUGUUAGAUAAAGGGAUUUGUGUGGUUCCUCUUUGUUAUCCUUACUUGUGUUCCUUGCAUAUUUGAUGUACAGAAAUUGUCUUAGUAGGAUAAGGGUAGUCGAGAUCUCUUAGAUUUUGUUGAUCUGGAAACUUAAACCAGAAAUGUUAGCUGACAAAGGUAGCAAGCAAUAUUAAUUGUUUGUUGUUUUCCUUCGUCAACAAAAUGUGAGAGGAACAGAUUUUAGUUGCAUACAGCAACCAGUAUGUAGAUGCUGAGGUUGUAGGAAAGGUUUUAUUGUAAUAUUUAAGUUCUUUGAAAAAGUAUAUUUUGUUUUAAAUCCAGGAAAAGAUAAAGAUAAGAUUAAAACCAGGCAAUUCAAGAGAGUACCUUUAUCAGGCAAAUUGAUUAUCAACAAGUGAUAUUUAUUAUCAGUACUAAUUAUGUACAAUAAAAUGAUUUCAGACAUGAAUAAUUAAAUAAUAAUAAUAUUAAUUAAAAUAAAGGUCAUAGGAGAAACAAGUUUAUUAUUAAUGGUAUUGUCAUACUUCUUAAGUAAGUCUAAAAGGACA